Messenger RNA from Clunio marinus, 249 nucleotides. Lineage: Eukaryota; Metazoa; Arthropoda; Insecta; Diptera; Chironomidae. The record is from the annotation of a GenBank genome assembly.
AUGUUUGUUAUUGUUAUUAUUAUUAUAACAAAUAAUACAACUCAUUAUUUCACCAUUUCAUCGAAACAAAAAGAAUUAACACGAAUUUGGUAUUUGACUGACAUAUGGUCUGUCACUUUUAUAGAUGAUGACAGUGUCAGUUUCAGUGAUGUCUCUUUUUUUUUGGCAUUCACUUCAUUGUUGGAAAUUCUUGCAACAAUCAAACAGCGGAUGAAAUCGCAGCACUUAUCUAAAGCUAUUAAAACGUGA